AUGAAGUUGAGCGACUCACUACCAUGGACGAAAAGUCCCCUCGUCAUCAACGCUCCAAUGGGAGGAAUCGCACAAGCCGACCUCGCCAUCGCUGUGAGCAAAGCCGGCGGCCUGGGCCAAAUCGGCGUCGAUUAUAAUCUCGAAGCUUUCAAGACACGACUCUCGCAGGUCGAAGACGCCCUGGGUCGCCACAACGGGCUUCUACCCAUCGGAGUUGGCUUUCUCUCUUUCAUCGUCAACUCCGAUGCGGCCGUGGAUAUCGUUGGCAAGUUCAAGCCAGCCGUUGUUUGGGUCUUUGCUGCCAACGCUUUGGAUGACUAUACCGGAUGGGCGGAGGAAAUCCAGGUGGGGAAUGUCGAAGCUGCGUUGCGUGUGGCGGAGGGAGCCAGGCCGGAUGUGCUGUGUGUUCAGGGAGCGGAUGCAGGUGGGCACGGGUUUGAGAAAGAGGCUGGGAUUAUCUCAUUGCUGCCUGAGAUAUCAGAUGCACUUGCAGAAGCAGGCCACGAUAUUACUGCCGUUGCUGCCGGGGGUAUAGCUGAUGGUCGAGCUGGGGCUGCUGCAUUGAACCUGGGUGCACAGGGUGUCGUCUUGGGUACGCGAUUCUUGUCAGCGCCUGAGACCAAAUGGCAGAGUACCGUGCGAGCCAAGCUGUUUGAUGAGCUUCGAGGUCCCAAUCGAUGGCCGAACGCAUACGACGGGAGGAGCAUCCGCAUGAAGAGCUUCGAGGAGUACAAGGACGGAGUCGAUAUCGAUGAGAUUCGCAAACGCCACGCCGAGGCGAUUAAGGGGCCGGAUGCUGGCUUCGGCGCUGAGGGAAGAACAGCCAUGUGGGCGGGAUCUGGUGUCGGCCUGGUGAAGAAAGAGCAACCCGCCGCAGAGAUCGUGGGAGAGAUCCGCCAAGGCAUUGUUGAGGCGAUGGACACCGCUAGAACGCGGUUGUAA
Molecule: messenger RNA, 942 nt
Organism: Zasmidium cellare ATCC 36951
Lineage: Eukaryota; Fungi; Ascomycota; Dothideomycetes; Mycosphaerellales; Mycosphaerellaceae
Exons: 4
Coding region: 1-942 (313 amino acids)
Molecular function (GO): nitronate monooxygenase activity
Source: RefSeq, a predicted model, not a curated record